GUCUAUUUACGUUCUCUUUCGAUGUUCGGCAGCAGCGUAUUGCAACACCGAGCGCACCGUGCGCCGGGCGGCACUUACACCAUCGCCGAGUUAACUGUAGAUGUCAGACUGUGCUUGCUCUGGGGUGAUGUCAGAUUGGUGGAAGGCACGCGGGAGCCGAGCGGGGAGGUGGAUUCCUCCUGCCAGGAUGAGCGGGUGUCGCUAGAGAUGAUCUGUGGUUCGGUGCAGCUGGAGCUGUCUGAAUGAAGCUAUGGGCUGUGCCUCCGCCAAGCAUGUGUCCACUGUUCAAAACGAAGAGGAAACUCAGAAGGGCAAGAACUACCAGAACGGAGAUGUGUUUGGGGAUGAGUAUAGGAUCAAACCAGUGGAAGAGGUCAAAUACAUGAAAAAUGGGGGAGAAGAUGAUCAGAAAAUAGCAGCCAGGAACCAAGAAAACUUGGAAAAAAGUGCCAGUUCAAAUUCAAGACUUAAAUCUAAUAAAGAGAUCCCAGGAUUAGUACAUCAACCCAGAGCAAACAUGCACAUCUCUGAAAGCCAACAAGAAUUCUUCAGAAUGCUUGAUGAAAAAAUUGAAAAGGGUCGUGACUACUGUUCAGAGGAGGAGGAUGUCACAUAGUGCCAGCUCUGCCCUCGCCCCGGGAGCACCUCCAGUGUAAAUAGAUCCAACCCAGCCUUCUGGAUACAACCUUUGGGACGUCUGCUCGAGUGAACAGCACUCCAUAAACAGAAGAAGACCAUUUCCACAUUAUAUGCUCCAUUCAGUUACAGUGUUUCCUAAUGAACACAUGAGGAAUAUUGCUAAGAAGUCGUAAGGAACUGUUUUUGUUGCUGCUAGUUAAAACUUGUUGCAACUUCUCACUUUUUUCUGUGUCCAGAUACGCAGCAAAUCCUUAAAAGUUAAUCCAAAAGACGUUGUUGAUUUUAUUGAGGCUUCUGGCCCGUUUUCUAUCAGAUGAGGUAGUGUUAUUACCAAGCUUCCAUAAGUGACCAUCCAAGCAUCUAAGAAACACCCCUGAGCUGUGUGUCCGUCCGUGUUGGGGCCAGAGUGCUUGUUAGUGCUGGUGAUUCCAAGCUUUGGAGAUGGGAUGUUUUUUUGCCAUGGCAGGCCUUGUUUCUCAGCUGGGAAGAAGCUGAGAAACUAUUAUCCAUUAAAAGCAUGUUAUCACUGAAAUACUGGAAGUGAUACAGGAGCAGGAACUUGUAUUUUAAGAGGAAAAAAAGUUUCAUUUAAAAGGUAUCUUAAUCAAGGACUAAGCUUGCAGUAUUGGCUUUGCUGAGCACGAAUGGGAGUGUGAUCACAAUCAUUUUGAAUCUCUUUUUUUCUAAGAAAAUAAACAUUUUACUGUUUUUAUGUA
Messenger RNA from Camarhynchus parvulus, 1355 nucleotides. It is a transcript of the gene C8H1orf21, whose product is annotated as chromosome 8 C1orf21 homolog. Bases 251 to 616 code for a protein of 121 amino acids. NCBI's taxonomy places the organism in Eukaryota, Metazoa, Chordata, Aves, Passeriformes, Thraupidae. The record is from RefSeq and is a predicted model, not a curated record. The transcript has 6 exons.